This is a messenger RNA of Vitis riparia (riverbank grape), 1591 nucleotides long. RefSeq names its product zinc finger protein WIP3-like. The transcript has 2 exons. Gene Ontology annotation, biological process: regulation of gene expression; anatomical structure development. Gene Ontology annotation, cellular component: nucleus. The coding region runs from base 132 to 1172 and encodes 346 amino acids. NCBI's taxonomy places the organism in Eukaryota, Viridiplantae, Streptophyta, Magnoliopsida, Vitales, Vitaceae. Gene Ontology annotation, molecular function: DNA-binding transcription factor activity. The record is from RefSeq and is a predicted model, not a curated record.
CCCAAGGGAAAAAAAGUUCCUAAAAGACAAACCAAACCACCUUUCAUAAAUCAACCAUAAGUGCAAGCUUUCCCACAAAAGUUCUGGAUAUAAACCAAUCUGAGCAGAGUUUUCAAGGAAUCCCUCAGAAGAUGGGCAUAAGGAACUACCAUGUAGGUGAUAUGAAUCUUUGCUUUCAGCCUCCAACCUUCAUAGAAUGGCUCAAACCAUCAUCCUCUAUCCCCCCUCCAUCAUCAUCUUCAUCUUCUUCUUCUUCUUCUUCUUCCUCCUCUUCUUUUUCUUCUUCUUCUUCUGCGCCUCUACAAGUUCAUCAGUUCACAAAUUCCAUGAUCAGUUCCUUGAAACUGCCUCUGUUUUACCAACAACAGCAAGAGUUGGCUCAGGAAACAACCCAGUGUUUGCCUCUUCUAAGCAGGUUUACAGAAACAAAACCCUUGAAGGAGGAAGAUUUCGGAGUUCAAAAGGAGAGCGCUGGAAUUAAAGAAGAGAAAUUAGAGAAAGUUACGGUGGCCUUGCACAUUGGAUUGCCUAGUAGUACUGGAGAUUCAGAUGCUCAGAACAAGUCUUUUAACUUUAAGGAAGAUCAGGAACCCACGAAGACGAGCUUUCAUGGGUAUUCUUUCAAUACCGAGAGUAGGUUUUGGAUCCCAACGCCAGCACAGAUCCUUGUUGGGCCGAUGCAGUUUGCUUGCUCCAUAUGCAGCAAGACCUUCAAUAGGUAUAAUAACAUGCAGAUGCAUAUGUGGGGGCAUGGAUCUGAAUAUAGAAAAGGACCAGAAUCCCUCAGAGGGGCACAACCAGCAGCAAUGCUGAGGCUACCUUGUUAUUGUUGUGCUCAAGGUUGCAAGAACAACAUCAACCAUCCUCGAGCAAAACCAUUGAAGGACUUCAGAACACUUCAAACCCACUACAAAAGAAAGCAUGGAGCAAAGCCAUUCAUGUGCAGAAAAUGUGGAAAAACAUUUGCUGUGAAAGGAGAUUGGAGAACACAUGAAAAGAACUGUGGAAAGUUAUGGUAUUGCACUUGUGGUUCUGACUUCAAACAUAAAAGAUCGCUAAAGGAUCACAUAAGAUCCUUUGGGAAGGGUCAUUCUCCACACCCUUCUCAUGAAGGCUUUGAUGAUGAGAAGGAGUGCAUCACUGGGUCUGAAGACGAAUAUGUUCGCCUGUGAAGAUUGCAGCAGUACCUUUUAUUUUAGGUUUAUCUAAAGAUUUUAAGUAUAGACACUGAAGGUUGAAGGGCUUUAAGCUUAUGCUCAGUAACAAAAAAUUCUCAAGUGCCUUCUGUAGGGAAGCACAACGGGAGGGGUUUGCUACGGAGCAUUUGCUGGACAAAGAGCUAUUAGUAGUAAUUUUACGGUUUGUGUGCGUAGUGGUUUGGCAAUAAGAUGAUUACCCCAAAGUCAUGAAGUAGAUGAAUUUUCUUCUCUCUUGGCAAGGCCAAGUAGCUCCCCACUUAUUUUUCAAGCUUUUGUCAUCUACCCAAGGGAGAAAAUUUAUCCACUUCAUUACUAAAGUAAGGGUAAUCUAACAUAAGUACUGUACUUCUCAUAAAAUAUAUAUCAGUACUCUUUCUCUUUUUCUCUCUCAA